UCUAGAAAAUUGUUUAGAAGGACAUGUCUCGAAACAUUUAUAUCGAAACAUUUAUAUCGUGGAUUAGUGUAGGGACCAAGUAUUAAGGCGCUUCGCUGGUGGAGGUUUAGAGGCUCGUUUAGACCUAUCUAUACCUUGCAUGUGGCAAGACACAUUUACAAGGAAGGCAAUGUUACGAGCGGGCCACAAUGUUACGAGCGGGCCACAUUUUAUGUGGCCGGUCAUGGUGACAUGGGAGACUCUAUCUUGAUUACCUCAGAAGGGUAUGGUUAUGAAUGAUGGAAAGAAGGCCUGGGUGGGAUCGUAGGCCAUAAGCAGGGUAACCAACACAUGGAAGAGCCGAGCGAGUGCACGAGUUUCUUGGGGCCCAUUUUAUGUAGGUUUUAGUUUUUUUGAGUGCAAGUCGCUUUCCGUCGCCUACUUGGACGUCGGGCAAGGGUGGUGCGCCGGUCUGAACGGGAAAUCGGGACGGCAGCGGAUACAGAGGAGAAGAGAGGCAGCCCCAGAAUCCAACCUAGCAUAUCCCUCGUCAAACCCAUUCGUUUGUUGCCUAAUAGCCCGAGUGCUGAGUGUUUGACAAGCGAAGCGUUUCUCUAUCUUGCGGGAGCCAUUUUCCGUGUCAAACUAAAUAAAAAUCUCCGGCACCAACCGACUUCAACUCAACCGAGUCUUCGCCUCCCCACACCCACCCGCUCUCUUUCCCUGUCUUCUUCUCCGCUUCUCCCUCCCUGCAUCCUUCGCCCUCUCGGGUCUUGGGUGUAAUUAAGCAGAAGAAGAGAGUCGAAAGGAAGAAAGAUCUCGGAGUAAUUAAAUUAAGAGAGCAACUUGCCACCCACCAUCCGCAGAUCCAACACCACCCAGAAUACAGCGAAUCAUCAUCAUCAAAAGAAGAAAGAAAGGCAGAGGCGUCCCUUCUUUUCCGUCACAGUCGAUCAGGCCAUGCGCUCGUUUCUCCAAGACAGCGGGAGCGGAAACUUCCCUAUUUUCAGAUAGCUCUUGCAGCGUCUCCAGAUCAGAGCUUAGCGGUUCAUGAUCGAAAGCAACUAGCAAAAUUAGCUUGAUCGGAUGGGAAGAAGGUUCUGCUGCUUUGGUGCACCACGAUCAAGGGAAAAGAAGAAUGGUCAUCGAACAAAAUCAGAUUCAGGUGUUGGGGCAGUUGUUGGUUUAUUACAGGCCCCAAAAAAUGUGCGGCUUUUCUCCUAUAACGAGUUGAAGUCAGCAACACGCAACUUUCAUCCAACAAACAGAAUAGGUCGUGGAGGGUUUGGAGUUGUAUAUAAAGGAACAUUGAGGGAUGAAACGCAGGUUGCAAUAAAGUCACUGUCUGCUGAAUCAAAGCAAGGAACAAAUGAGUUUUUGACUGAGAUUGAUAUGGUAUCAAAUAUUAGGCAUCCUAAUCUUGUUCAACUGAUGGGUUGCUGUGUUGAAGGCACCAACAGGAUUUUGGUUUACGAGUAUCUGGAGAAUAACAGUUUAGAAAAUGCUCUACUCGGUCCAAAGAAUAAGCGGAUUGCUUUGGAUUGGCCCAAAAGAGCUGCUAUUUGUGUGGGUACUGCUCAUGGUCUUGCAUUUCUCCAUGAGGAAGCCGAGCCGCAUAUUGUCCAUCGAGAUAUCAAGGCCAGUAAUGUUUUACUUGACAAAGACCUAGCCCCAAAAAUUGGAGACUUUGGUCUAGCUAAGCUUUUUCCUAACAAUGUCACUCACAUUAGCACACGUGUGGCGGGAACUAUGGGUUACCUGGCUCCAGAAUAUGCCUUACUAGGGCAAUUAACCAAGAAAGCAGACAUCUACAGUUUUGGAGUGCUUGUACUUGAGAUAAUCAGUGGUAGGAGUGGCAGCAAGUCAGUAUGGGAGCUUGAUAUGCAUACUCUUCUGGAGUGGGCAUGGAAGCUGCGAGAUGAAGAUAGGCUGUUGGAUAUAGUGGAUCGGGAACUGGUGGGGUAUUCAGAGGAGGAAGUCUUGCGCUUCAUCAAGGUAGCAUUGUUUUGCACCCAAGGAACGUCAAACCAGAGGCCCUCCAUGAAACAGGUCGUAGAAAUGCUGUCAGAUGAGAUCGGUCUUGAUGUUGGAAGCCUAAUUCAACCAGGCGUGGUUAAAGACAGAGAUCAGAUUCCUGGAAAUCCUAGUGGAAGUUCACGGGGGGUUUGGAGGCAAAAAGGCGAUCGGUUGGCCAAUGCAGCUUCACCAAUCACUUCCACAAGAAAUAUGAACAGCUCUACCAUGAGCAUGGUUGAGGUGGAACCUAGAUGAGAGAUCUACAGUGGAUAGAGUCGGAUAGUUCCCUGCUUGCGCUAGUUUAAUUUGGUUAGCAGCUGAGAAGUGCGCCUAGUUGCACUUGAUAUCUGUAGCUAACGAGGCAUUUCAGGGCACUUGCUAAAGGAUUCUGUGCCGUCUCUCUGGGCAGGUCCUGUGCAUAUUCACCAACAAUGGCCAAAUUUCUUUUGAUAUUACGAAUCCUUUUUUCACCUGAUUCUUUCACACAAUAAAAACGUGUUGUUAACAGGGUCCAUUAUCUCUAGCUGAUGUAUAUUUAUUUAAUUUAAGCAUGGCAGCCUAGAGCGUAUAUCAUGUGCUAGGGCUAGUCUGCUUUCUGCAUGUUGUACAUCUGAUGGAUCUCAGUUAUUUUUGACAACAUAUAUCUUGUUGCUA
Messenger RNA from Elaeis guineensis (African oil palm), 2649 nucleotides. RefSeq names its product putative serine/threonine-protein kinase. Gene Ontology annotation, molecular function: ATP binding; protein kinase activity. The record is from RefSeq and is a predicted model, not a curated record. NCBI's taxonomy places the organism in Eukaryota, Viridiplantae, Streptophyta, Magnoliopsida, Arecales, Arecaceae. Gene Ontology annotation, biological process: protein phosphorylation.